GGCGAUAGUUACCAGGGCCUUGCAGUAAAAAAAAAAAAGAACGACGAGUGAAUGAAGUCAGCUGACCUCCGCUUGCUGUCACGCACCGCACUAGCGAGCUUCUCUCCUUUGAGGCAAGACACUAAAAAUCCUCUUCACGACCGGACGGAUACUAACCAGUGAAGAUGGACUUGUCCAAGCUGCCCAGAAUCAGGGAUGAGGAGCGAGAGAGCCAGUUUGGAUAUGUUCAUGGCGUCUCUGGACCAGUGGUGACAGCCACGGCCAUGGCAGGAGCAGCCAUGUAUGAGCUUGUCCGUGUUGGUCACUGCGAGCUGGUGGGGGAGAUCAUCAGGCUGGAGGGAGACAUGGCCACCAUCCAGGUCUAUGAGGAGACGUCCGGUGUGUCAGUGGGAGACCCCGUACUGCGGACAGGAAAGCCUCUCUCUGUCGAGUUGGGUCCAGGGAUCAUGGGGUCGAUCUUUGAUGGUAUCCAGCGACCUUUAAAAGACAUCAAUGACAUGACAAAAAGCAUCUAUAUCCCCAGAGGAGUCAACAUAGGUGCCCUCAACCGAGACCUGAAAUGGGAGUUUUCCCCAAGCAAGAGCCUGCGGGUCGGCAGUCAUAUCACAGGAGGAGACAUCUAUGGAAUGGUCUAUGAGAACUCCCUCAUUAAGCACAAAAUAAUGCUCCCCCCGAAGAACAGAGGUACAGUGACCUAUGUGGCUCCACCUGGAAGCUAUGACAUCUCUGAUGUGGUGAUGGAGCUGGAGUUCGAGGGCGUGAAGGAGAAGUUUACCAUGGUGCAGGUGUGGCCUGUCAGACAGGUAAGACCUGUCACAGAGAAGCUGCCUGCAAAUCACCCACUGCUGACCGGACAGAGGGUACUGGACGCCCUUUUCCCAUGUGUGCAAGGAGGAACCACAGCCAUCCCAGGAGCCUUCGGCUGUGGAAAGACCGUCAUCUCGCAGUCACUGUCCAAGUAUUCUAACAGCGAUGUCAUCAUCUACGUAGGCUGCGGGGAGCGUGGUAACGAGAUGUCAGAAGUACUGCGAGACUUCCCAGAGCUAACGAUGGAGGUGGAUGGAAAGACGGAGAGCAUCAUGAAGAGAACAGCACUGGUGGCAAACACCUCCAACAUGCCUGUAGCUGCCAGAGAGGCCUCUAUUUACACAGGGAUCACAUUGUCUGAGUACUUCAGAGACAUGGGAUACAACGUGAGCAUGAUGGCCGACUCCACCUCACGUUGGGCCGAAGCUCUCAGGGAGAUUUCAGGGCGUUUAGCAGAAAUGCCUGCUGACAGUGGAUACCCGGCCUACCUGGGCGCCCGACUCGCCUCCUUCUACGAGCGUGCAGGGAGAGUGAAGUGUCUGGGCAACCCUGAGAGGGAAGGCAGUGUCAGCAUUGUUGGAGCUGUAUCGCCUCCUGGUGGUGACUUCUCCGAUCCUGUUACUUCAGCCACUCUUGGUAUUGUGCAGGUGUUCUGGGGUCUGGAUAAGAAGCUUGCUCAGAGGAAGCACUUCCCGUCUGUCAACUGGCUGAUCAGCUACAGCAAAUACACUCGCGCUCUGGACGAAUACUACGACAAGCACUUCCCAGAGUUUGUGCCGCUGCGUACCAAAGCAAAGGAAAUCCUGCAGGAGGAAGAAGACCUUGCUGAGAUCGUACAGCUUGUUGGAAAGGCCUCAUUGGCAGAAACCGAUAAAAUCACGCUGGAAGUGGCCAAACUGCUUAAAGAUGACUUCCUGCAGCAGAACGGUUACACUCCAUAUGACAGGUUUUGCCCCUUCUACAAGACGGUGGGCAUUCUGUCCAACACUAUAGCUUUCUAUGACAUGGCCCGGCAUGCGGUGGAGACCACAGCCCAGAGCGACAACAAGAUCACCUGGGCCAUGAUCCGGGAGCACAUGGGAGAGAUCCUCUACAGGAUUAGCUCUAUGAAGUUCAAGGACCCAGUUAAGGACGGUGAGGCCAAGAUUAAGGCAGAAUACGCUCAGCUGCUGGAGGACAUGCAGAACGGCUUCCGCACGUUGGAAGAAUAGGCUCACACCUCUCCUGUUCGAUCCCUCCAACUCUCGACUCCUCCACCUCUGAACACAUUCCACCUCCGUGUUUUCCCAGACAUCAUGUGCUUUCCCCCCCCCGUGAUCCUCUGUGGGUGAACGUGCAAGUGUGUGAGUGUGUGUGAAAUUACUUGUGGAGGUAAAAAGAGAAAGAUGUACUGUAUUCAUUAUUCGUCGCCUCAUAUAGGCAUACUCUGGAUCCUCUGCAUGGUCGCUGACUCUGUGUGCGUGUGUGUACAUUUUUACGUUUACAGCCUCUCUGUGUUGCCGUGUUGCUUCUCCUGAAUAUUGCUCUGUUAUUGUAUUGAAAUUAAGACCAUCUGUACAGAAGAGUAUUGAAUAUAAAUUUAAGAAAAUCA
Messenger RNA from Cyprinodon tularosa, 2398 nucleotides. RefSeq names its product ATPase H+ transporting V1 subunit Ab (gene atp6v1ab). Gene Ontology annotation, biological process: proton transmembrane transport; ATP metabolic process. Gene Ontology annotation, molecular function: ATP hydrolysis activity; ATP binding; proton-transporting ATPase activity, rotational mechanism. Gene Ontology annotation, cellular component: proton-transporting V-type ATPase, V1 domain; lysosomal membrane. The transcript is spliced from 15 exons. Bases 165 to 2018 code for a protein of 617 amino acids. NCBI's taxonomy places the organism in Eukaryota, Metazoa, Chordata, Actinopteri, Cyprinodontiformes, Cyprinodontidae. The record is from RefSeq and is a predicted model, not a curated record.